Quercus robur (English oak) is the source of this 1965-nucleotide messenger RNA. RefSeq names its product malate dehydrogenase [NADP], chloroplastic. The transcript is spliced from 14 exons. Gene Ontology annotation, biological process: malate metabolic process; oxaloacetate metabolic process; tricarboxylic acid cycle. Lineage: Eukaryota; Viridiplantae; Streptophyta; Magnoliopsida; Fagales; Fagaceae. The record is from RefSeq and is a predicted model, not a curated record. Gene Ontology annotation, molecular function: L-malate dehydrogenase (NAD+) activity; L-malate dehydrogenase (NADP+) activity. Bases 253 to 1569 code for a protein of 438 amino acids.
UAAUAUUUCUCAAGGUGAGUAAUCUCUUCUUACUUCCUCUGCCUCUCUUUUUCUCUUCUUCUCUCCCUCAUUCCAUUCAAUACCUUCAACCAGAGAGUCUCACUAUAACAAAAACCCUUUCUUUUCUUAAACAGAGCUUGUUUAUCUGACCCUUUGAGUCUCUCUCUUUAUUUCUUUAUUUAUUUUUGUUUAGUUUCCUCUCUGAAACUUUCAUUCUCUCACUUUCUUUGAAAACUCUCUGACUCUGCUGCCAUGGCAGUGGCAGAGCUAUCACCUUCUUACACAAAAGCCCAUUUUCACUCAUCCCAGCUCUCUUCCUUAUCCACCCGUCUCGCCAAUUUUCGUCACUGUGCUUUUAGACCACUCCCUCGAGCUCGAAACUCCCUCACUAUCUCUUGCUCUGUUGCACCAAACCAAGUUGAAGCUCCAGUAGCAGUGAAAAAUGAGGAACCCAAGAACAAGACCGAGUGCUAUGGUGUGUUCUGUCUCACUUAUGAUCUCAAGGCUGAAGAAGAGACAAAAUCCUGGAAGAAAUUAAUUAAUAUUGCUGUCUCAGGUGCUGCUGGGAUGAUUUCAAAUCAUCUGCUUUUCAAACUUGCAUCUGGUGAGGUUUUUGGUCCAGAUCAACCUGUUGCAUUGAAACUUUUGGGAUCUGAAAGGUCGUUCCAAGCUCUUGAAGGUGUCGCUAUGGAAUUGGAGGAUUCCUUGUUUCCUUUGUUGAGGGAGGUAAGUAUAAGUAUUGAUCCAUAUGAAGUGUUUCAAGAUGUAGAGUGGGCCCUACUAAUAGGAGCAAAGCCUCGAGGGCCUGGAAUGGAACGAGCUGGUUUACUGGACAUAAAUGGGCAGAUUUUUGCUGAGCAGGGAAAGGCUCUCAAUGCUGUUGCAUCCCGUAAUGUCAAAGUGAUAGUUGUGGGCAACCCCUGCAAUACCAAUGCAUUAAUUUGUAUGAAAAAUGCUCCAAAUAUACCUGCAAAAAAUUUUCAUGCUUUGACUCGGUUAGAUGAGAAUAGGGCAAAAUGUCAGUUGGCCCUCAAAGCAGGUGUCUUCUAUGAUAAAGUGUCAAAUAUGACCAUCUGGGGAAACCACUCUACCACUCAGGUUCCAGACUUUUUAAAUGCUAGAAUCAAUGGAUUUCCUGUGAAAGAGGUUAUAAGGGAUCAAAAGUGGUUAGAGGAGGAGUUCACGGAAAAGGUCCAGAAGAGAGGUGGUGUGUUGAUUAAAAAAUGGGGAAGAUCUUCAGCUGCAUCAACUUCUGUGUCAAUUGUUGAUGCAAUACGGUCCUUAAUUACUCCUACCCCUGAGGGUGAUUGGUUUUCAUCAGGAGUUUACACCACUGGAAAUCCUUAUGGAAUUGCAGAGGAUAUUGUUUUCAGUAUGCCAUGCAGAUCAAAAGGAGAUGGUGAUUAUGAGCUUGUCAAGGAUGUAAUAUUUGAUGACUACCUUCUUGAGCGAAUCACCAGGACUGAAGCUGAACUGCUAGCUGAGAAGAGAUGUGUGGCACACCUUAUAGGGGAGGGCAUCGCUUUCUGUGAUCUACCUGAGGAUACAAUGCUUCCUGGAGAGAUGUAACGCUCAUCAUCAGACUGCUCUUUUAUCUGAAGAAUUCAUGCGACAGCCAGCUACCACAAUGAGCUGUGAGGAGGGUUAACAGAUAUAUGGAAAAUUAAAAUUAUACUGUUAUUUAAUGUAGAAUGUUUUCAAAAAUAAUUUCCCAUUUGGUAGCAAAGAGUCAAUGUUACUUACCCAAAAUAAAAAAUAUAUAUAUAUAUAUAUUAAGUCACUGUUGAGCCAUUUGUUGAAUUUUGAAAUCAUGUCUUUUGCGGUAAGCAUGGGGCUUUCACGUUAAAUGCAUAUUCCUUGCUUUGCUCGGGUGAGCGGUUCUCAGCUAAACCAUCUAUAUGUACUUGUGUUGUAAUUUUGUUGAAGUGCUUUAAUAAGCUAAUCUUGUAUCGUUUGGGUGCUGUA